This is a messenger RNA of Patiria miniata (bat star), 2011 nucleotides long. Its product is annotated as zinc finger protein 773-like. Bases 131 to 1873 code for a protein of 580 amino acids. Gene Ontology annotation, cellular component: nucleus. NCBI's taxonomy places the organism in Eukaryota, Metazoa, Echinodermata, Asteroidea, Valvatida, Asterinidae. The record is from RefSeq and is a predicted model, not a curated record. The transcript has 4 exons.
UAUCAAGGCGAAUGAGGCGAGGGGUUGUCCCGAAAUUAGCUCGGCCAACUCCCCGUUUUUCUACCUCUGCAAACUGAGUUAAUUUGCCGACUGUCUUCCUGUGAAUGAACCAACAGAUUUGCCCAUUACCAUGGCAACACAUCCAGGCAACAACCAAUCCCACCUAGUUCUUCCUGGUUACCCAGCAACCAGAGAGGCUGUCCCCAAUGACGCUGUGCUGCAGCAUCUCUUAGAGGCAGACAAAGUCAAUAAUUUGCAAACAAGUGACAUCCCUGCAUCGGCCAGCAACACUCCUCAAUUGGUCUACACCGGUUACCCUCAACUAGCGGACUACCAGGCAAUGGUAGACAGGCAACCGCCGACCUCCGAGAGUCUGACCUUACAUCCAGGAUUGACCAAUGAGCUGAGAGCGUUGCAGAUUGAGGGCGGGUUCGAGACGACAAGCGACUUCCUGCAUCACUUAGUGGUCUCCGAAAGAGUCAAAAGGCUGCAGUUGCAGCAGAGAAUGAUGUCUAGGCGGAGCUAUGACAACUGCCCCUGCUCAUCUGACCAAUCAACGGUGCCCGUCUUGGUCAGUAGUGCAUCGAGUAUCACCUACGUCAACUCACUGAGUGCUUCCUCAACUGUCCAGGGUUCAUAUCCCGCAGAUGGAGCUAGUCAGGCAAUCCAACUUUGUAGUGUUAACCUCGGAGAUCCGUCAUCAACGGUUGGCGUCAACCACGGUCAGAGUGGCGUGGAUGUCAACUGCCAAACCAAACCGCAAGGAAUGUCCGUCGGUGUGCAGGUCGCUUUGUGUCGCUGUAGUCUCAGAGACGGCGCAUUAGACGGGACACGGAAAGAAGGAUCAAGAAAUCCCAAAGAAGACUUUGUGUCAAAGGUCAAGAAGAAGAGAAAGUGUUUGCAGGAAGAGGCUGAAGACAAGCCCAACUCUCACAUCAAGGAAAUGCUGGUCAAGGAGAUUCUUCAGACUGUGAAAAGUCACAGGAAAAGAAGACAGAACAGUCGGACACGACGAGUUCCGGCGUACUCAAGACAGAGACUGCCGAAAGAUACAAAGUCAGCACCGCGGGAGAAACAAGAAUAUCUAUGCGAGAUCUGCGGAGCUACUUUUAAAUGGAGGCGGAGUCUCAUCCCACACAUGUGGGAGCAUCGGAACGAGGUGUCCAAUCACCGGUGCCCGCAUUGCAGUACCAGCUUCCCCUAUGCAUGCCGGUUGAAGCGUCACCUGAUAGCAAAGCAUCCGGAACUCGAGGGCGGGCCAAUACGCUGCGCUACAUGCGGUGUUGAGGUGCAAUCAUACAAUACGUUGAAAAGCCACAUGCGGAUCCACACGGGCUACAAACCCUUCAAGUGCAAAUUCUGUCCCAAGACCUACAAAUGGAACACAGGGCUGGAGUACCACGAACGAGUCCACACGGGAGAGAGGCCGUACCCCUGUCCACACUGCUCCAAGGCGUUCACAAACAAAUCGGAUCUGACCCGGCACCAGACUGUCCACACCGGCGAAAAACCUCACGUGUGUGAGAAAUGUGGGAAGGGUUUCACCCAGAGCCACACACUGAAAUCUCACUGCAAGAAGCACCAUCCAGCCACCGGCGCACCAACUUCCAACAGCGUCACUACCAGUAACGGGGGCAGUAAUAUCCAAAAAUCACCCUCACCGGUCUUGCAAACCUUGUCUCCAACGUUCCAGUCCCAACAUCAACCCAACUUCAUGCUGAGCGGUUUGCAGGAUCCAAGCCCUUCCAACCACAGCUUGGAGCAGAUCAAGUUUAGCAACAGCGGUGGUCUUCAGAACCUGCAGCGUCAGGUACCUGGACUUCCCACUGAGCGGGAGAUUGCAGAAGUGGUAGUCAACAUGCUGACUCAAUGAGAAAGCAGAUUCUUUGCCCCCUCCUUUUUUUCCAUUCUCCAUCCACCCUCCUCUCUUCCAUUCUCCGCCCACCCUCCUUUCUUCCAUUCGCCCCCCCACCCUGACUGCAUGUCCAUUAAUUGAUAUCACUAUUAGGCC